Molecule: messenger RNA, 471 nt
Organism: Adineta ricciae
Lineage: Eukaryota; Metazoa; Rotifera; Eurotatoria; Adinetida; Adinetidae
Source: the annotation of a GenBank genome assembly
AUGAGUAAAUCUGGUGCAAAUUUCGGAGGUACAGUUGGUUGGGACGAACAAACCGUGAUUGGUAAACGUGCGCCACGUACCGGUGACUUAAAAUCGGAAUCAGCUAUUGCUGCUGCAGAGCGGGCAGGUGUUGCUAUAGAUACAUCGAAAAAGUACGCAGCUGGUCACAACAAGCAGCAUGAGGCAGCAAAAAACACCGCCAUAUUGGAUCGCGAAACCGAAGAGUUACAUCACGAUAGAGUCAACAAAGAUGUGUCACGUACUAUUCAACAAGCACGUGUAGCCAAAGAAUGGACACAAGCUGAUUUAGCCCGAAAUAUCAACGAAAAACAACAGGUUAUCAACGAAUAUGAACAAGGUAAAGCAAUACCAAACCAACAGGUUUUAAGCAAAAUGGAACGGGCAUUAGGAGUGAAGCUACGUGGAAAGGACAUCGGUGAACCACUUAGUACCGGACCAAAAAAGAAAUAA